GUGUCCAGGGAGGGCCAGGUCUGGGCCCCUGGGGCCGCCCCCCAGCCACUCCAUCCCUUCCCGCCCCCUGUGGCUCCCUCCCUAUUUCCUCCCUCACGAGUCCUCCGGGGCCUUCCAGCCCCCGUCGGCAGUUACCUGUCCCCUCCCCCACUCGUCACGCACCUCCCCUUUCCCUGCUCCCACCUCGGACCUCUGAACCCUGGACGCCCCGCCGCCCUUCAGCUUUUUCUCCCGGGUGCAGGCGAGGGUGGAAUGAGGGCUGCUGAGCUUUGGGGGUGGCGCGAACCGGGGCCCCGGCGCCUAGACAAUAGUUGAUGCCCAGGGACAGGCACCUUCGUCCCCUACUCCUCCCGGAGGGCAGUCCCCGCCGGUUGCUCGCAGCCCGUAUUCCGGGUCCCCCUCAGAGCCAGGCUAGAGAGUUGGGCUGGUUUCACCCCCGCCUCCCGGAUUAACCCUAGGCUCGGCACUCGGCGCCCGCUGUUCUCUGCAUAGGAGGCGGCGAGUGAGCGCGCACAGAGUCUGCACGGUUUCUUUUUCUCCCCAGGGAGAGCGCGCGGCGAACGCGCCCGGACGCGCGGCGGCACCCCGAGGCGGGCAGAGCGGUGAAAUUUCAUAUUUGGCUUUCCUACAGUACUGACCGUAACCUAAUUUCCAAGAUUUUUAUAAAGGUAGACUCAAAAGGACUAUACUUUCAGGCUUUGAAUAUAUUUGCAAAGUAUCUUCUAGUCUCCAAAAUUUCUGAUGAGAAACUUGAUAAUCUUAUUGAGGAGUACUUAUUUUUCCUGAAGUAUUUCAUGACUACUUUUUCUAUUUCAAUGAAGAACGUCAUUGCAAUUUUUUUCUUAGUCUGGAGCUAAAGGGGUAUAUCAAGUAACUUAGAAGAAGACUGUCUACUGACAAGUCAGCUGUCAUUACAUAUGGUUAUACAUUAUUGGUGUGGAUGCAGUUGUCUUAAGUUUCUGUAGCCAUGACACGUGAAUACAAGAAAGUAUGGAAUCAUGGCAAUCACAGAAUCCCAGUAAUAGAAGUUCCAUUCAGUUUUUUCUGAAAGAAAGCCAUCUAGUAAAGUGAAGGAAAGAAACUGUUGUGGAUUACAGUGUUUUGAAGAUCAGGAUUUUCAGUGAUUUGAAAAUAAAGGAUCAUUUGGCCUUUUAAAUGAAAAAGCUUAAGAUCUCAUGCAACCCUUGUAUUUUCUGGAAACUGUUCUCCAAAAGGGAAGUGCACAUUUAAAACACAGAUAUGAUGGUCCUUUCUGUAGGGAUUUAAGUCUCCUUGCUUUUACAUCAUGACCAGCUUGAAACGGUCACAGACAGAAAGGCCUGUGGCCACUGACAGGACCUCCGUUGUUGGCACAGAUGGCACCCCCAAAGUCCAUACUGAUGACUUCUACAUGCGCCGUUUCCGGUCCCAAAAUGGCAGCUUAGGAUCAUCAGUCAUGGCCCCAGUAGGGCCUCCUCGAAGUGAAGGUUCUCACCAUAUAACCUCGACCCCCGGAGUUCCCAAAAUGGGGGUUAGGGCAAGGAUUGCAGAUUGGCCUCCAAGAAAGGAAAACAUAAAAGAAUCUAGCCGUUCGAGCCAGGAAAUAGAAACCUCAAGUUGCCUUGAGAGCAUGUCCUCCAAAAGCAGUCCUGUGAGUCAGGGAAGUUCUGUUAGCCUCAGUUCCAAUGACUCAGCCAUGCUGAAGAGCAUACAGAACACCCUGAAAAACAAGACCAGACCAUCGGAGAACAUGGACUCCAGAUUUCUUAUGCCUGAAGCCUAUCCCAGCUCCCCUAGGAAAGCUCUCCGCAGAAUACGGCAGCGGAGCAACAGUGAUAUCACCAUAAGUGAACUGGAUGUGGAUAGCUUUGAUGAAUGUAUCUCACCCACGUACAAGACUGGGCCAUCUCUGCACAGGGAAUAUGGUAGCACAUCUUCAAUUGAUAAGCAGGGAACAUCUGGAGAAAGCUUUUUUGAUCUGCUAAAGGGCUACAAAGAUGACAAAUCUGAUCGAGGUCCAACUCCAACCAAGCUCAGUGACUUUAUCGUUGCCGGUGGCAGCAAGGGUUCCGGUUUCUCUUUGGAUGUUAUCGAUGGGCCCAUCUCACAGAGAGAGAACCUCAGGCUUUUUAAGGAUAGGGAAAAACCACUCAAGCGACGUUCCAAGUCUGAAACCGGAGACUCAUCCAUUUUUCGCAAAUUGCGCAAUGCCAAAGGUGAAGAACUUGGGAAAUCGUCAGACCUAGAAGACAACCGAUCAGAAGAUUCUGUCAGGCCCUGGACAUGUCCAAAGUGUUUUGCCCACUAUGAUGUCCAGAGUAUAUUAUUUGAUUUGAAUGAGGCAAUUAUGAACAGGCACAAUGUUAUUAAAAGGAGAAAUACCACCACAGGAGCUUCGGCAGCUGCCGUGGCAUCCUUGGUCUCUGGACCUUUGUCCCAUUCAGCCAGUUUCAGCUCCCCAAUGGGCAGCACAGAGGACCUGAACUCCAAAGGAAGCCUCAGCAUGGACCAGGGAGAUGAUAAAAGCAAUGAACUUGUAAUGAGCUGUCCGUAUUUUCGGAAUGAGAUAGGUGGAGAAGGUGAAAGGAAAAUCAGCCUGUCCAAAUCAAACUCUGGAUCCUUUAGUGGGUGUGAAAGUGCCUCCUUUGAGUCUACCCUUACCUCCCAUUGCACAAAUGCGGGAGUGGCAGUACUUGAAGUGCCCAAGGAAAAUUUGGUGUUGCAUCUAGACAGAGUGAAAAGAUACAUCGUGGAACAUGUGGAUCUUGGCGCAUACUAUUAUAGGAAAUUUUUCUACCAGAAGGAACACUGGAACUAUUUUGGGGCCGAUGAGAAUCUUGGUCCAGUUGCUGUGAGCAUACGAAGGGAAAAACCAGAAGAAAUGAAGGAAAAUGGAUCUCCAUACAACUACCGAAUGAUCUUUCGAACUAGUGAGCUCAUGACACUGAGAGGUUCUGUCUUGGAAGAUGCUAUUCCUUCAACAGCAAAGCACUCAACGGCUAGAGGGCUUCCUUUGAAAGAAGUGCUGGAGCACGUGAUCCCCGAGCUCAAUGUCCAAUGCCUGCGGUUGGCCUUCAACACUCCCAAAGUCACAGAGCAGCUCAUGAAGCUGGAUGAACAAGGGCUGAACUAUCAGCAGAAAGUGGGCAUCAUGUACUGCAAAGCAGGACAGAGCACGGAAGAGGAGAUGUACAACAAUGAGGCAGCUGGCCCAGCCUUUGAGGAAUUCCUUCAGCUGUUGGGAGAACGAGUUCGGCUAAAAGGAUUUGAGAAGUACCGAGCACAGCUUGACACCAAAACUGACUCCACUGGAACCCAUUCUCUGUACACAACAUACAAAGACUAUGAGAUUAUGUUCCAUGUGUCUACCAUGCUGCCCUAUACACCCAACAACAAGCAACAGCUCCUACGAAAGCGGCAUAUUGGAAAUGAUAUUGUAACAAUUGUUUUCCAAGAGCCUGGAGCACAGCCAUUCAGCCCAAAAAAUAUCAGAUCCCAUUUUCAGCAUGUCUUUGUCAUUGUCAGGGCUCACAGCCCCUGCACCGACAACGUCUGUUACAGUGUGGCUGUCACCAGGUCCAGAGAUGUGCCUUCCUUUGGACCUCCCAUCCCUAAAGGGGUCACUUUCCCCAAGUCAAAUGUGUUCAGGGACUUCCUUUUGGCCAAAGUGAUUAAUGCAGAAAAUGCUGCUCAUAAAUCAGAAAAGUUUCGGGCCAUGGCAACUCGCACCCGCCAGGAAUACCUGAAAGAUCUUGCCGAAAAGAAUGUUACCAACACCCCUAUCGACCCUUCGGGCAAGUUUCCGUUCAUCUCUCUGGCCUCCAAGAAGAAGGAAAAGUCAAAGCCAUAUCCAGGAGCUGAGCUCAGUAGCAUGGGGGCCAUCGUGUGGGCAGUCCGUGCCAAAGACUACACCAAGGCUAUGGAACUAGACUGCCUCCUAGGGAUCUCCAAUGAAUUCAUCGUCCUCAUUGAACAGGAAACAAAGAGUGUGGUUUUCAACUGUUCCUGCAGAGACGUGCUGGGGUGGACUUCCACUGACACAAGCCUCAAAAUCUUCUAUGAGCGAGGAGAGUGUGUUUCAGUGGAAAGUUUUAUUAGCAAUGAGGAUAUCAAAGAAAUUGUCAGAAGGCUGCAGUUUGUUUCAAAAGGUUGUGAAUCAGUGGAAAUGACUCUGCGAAGAAAUGGGCUAGGACAGCUUGGCUUCCAUGUCAACUAUGAGGGCAUUGUGGCAGAUGUGGAGCCCUAUGGCUAUGCCUGGCAGGCAGGGCUGAGGCAGGGCAGCCGCCUGGUGGAAAUCUGCAAGGUGGCAGUGGCCACCCUGAGCCAUGAGCAGAUGAUUGAUCUCCUGAGAACAUCCGUUACAGUGAAAGUUGUCAUCAUUCCCCCCCAUGAAGACUGCACCCCACGGAGGAGCUGCUCCGAAACCUACCGCAUGCCAGUGAUGGAGUACAAAAUGAAUGAAGGUGUUUCAUAUGAGUUCAAAUUUCCCUUCCGCAAUAAUAACAAAUGGCAGCGGAAUGCCAACAAGGGGUCUCAUUCCCCUCAAGUCCCAUCCCAGGUACAGAGUCCCAUGACCUCACGGCUAAAUGCUGGGAAAGGCGACGGGAAGAUGCCUCCUCCAGAAAGAGCCGCCAACAUUCCUCGAAGCAUCUCCAGUGAUGGGCGCCCGCUAGAGAGGCGGUUGUCUCCUGGUUCAGACAUCUAUGUGACAGUCUCAUCCAUGGCUUUAGCAAGAUCCCAGUGUCGUAACUCCCCUAGCAACCUGUCUUCAUCCAGCGAGCCUGGCUCUGGGGGGGGCACUUACAGACAAAAAUCCAUGCCCGAAGGGUUUGGAGUGAGCCGCAGAUCCCCAGCCUCCAUUGACAGGCAAAACACCCAGUCAGAUCUUGGUGGCAGCGGAAAGUCCACACCCAGCUGGCAAAGAAGUGAGGAUAGCAUUGCUGACCAGAUGGCUUACAGUUAUAGAGGACCUCAGGAUUUCAAUUCUUUUGUCCUCGAGCAGCAUGAAUAUACAGAGCCUACAUGUCAUCUCCCAGCAGUAUCAAAGGUACUGCCAGCUUUCCGAGAGAGCCCCAGUGGGAGAUUAAUGCGGCAGGAUCCAGUGGUUCAUUUGUCUCCAAACAAACAAGGGCAUUCUGAUAGUCACUACUCGAGCCACUCCAGUAGCAAUACCCUCUCCAGCAAUGCAUCCAGUGCCCACAGUGACGAGAAGUGGUACGAUGGGGACCGCACGGAAUCCGAACUCAACAGCUAUAACUAUCUGCAGGGCACCUCCGCUGACAGUGGCAUCGACACCACCUCCUACGGCCCCAGCCACGGCAGCACAGCCUCUCUGGGGGCCACCUCGUCUCCUCGCUCAGGGCCAGGCAAGGAGAAAGUGGCACCCCUGUGGCAUAGCUCCAGCGAAGUGCUCUCCAUGGCAGAUCGAACGUUAGAGACAGAGAGCCACGGCAUGGACCGGAAGGCAGAGUCCUCCCUGAGCCUGGAUAUCCACAGCAAGGGCCAAGGUGGCUCGAGCCCUCUGACAAGGGAGAACAGCAGCUUCAGUAUAAACGACGCUGCUUCCCACACAAGUACCAUGAGCUCCCGGCACUCUGCCAGCCCGGUUGUGUUCUCCAGUGCCCGAAGUUCACCAAAGGAGGAGCUUCACCCCGCCAGCGCCUCACAGCUCGCACCUUCCUUCUCCUCUUCCUCCUCCUCUUCCUCCGGUCCUAGGACGUUCUACCCUCGCCAGGGCGCUACGAGCAAGUACUUGAUUGGAUGGAAAAAACCUGAAGGAACCAUUAACUCUGUGGGAUUCAUGGACACAAGAAAACGCCAUCAGAGUGAUGGCAGUGAAAUAGCCCACACCAGGCUGCGGGCCUCAACCAGGGACCUCCGGGCGUCCCCCAAGCCAACCUCCAAGUCCACCAUUGAGGAGGAUCUAAAGAAGCUCAUCGACCUUGAAAGCCCAACUCCUGAAUCCCAGAAGAAUUUUAAGUUCCACGCGCUGUCCUCCCCUCAGUCUCCUUUCCCCAGCACUCCCACCUCAAGGCGGGCUUUGCACAGAACUCUGUCUGACGAGAGCAUUUACAGUGGCCAGAGGGAGCACUUUUUCACCUCCAGGGCUUCACUUCUGGACCAAGCCCUGCCCAACGAUGUCCUCUUCAGCAGCACGUACCCUUCUCUCCCCAAGUCUCUCCCGCUGCGGAGGCCUUCCUACACCUUAGGAAUGAAGUCGUUGCAUGGAGAGUUCUCGGCCUCAGACAGCUCUCUCACUGACAUCCAGGAGACCCGAAGGCAACCUAUGCCAGACCCCGGCCUUAUGCCCCUGCCUGACACUGCUGCAGAUUUGGACUGGUCCAACUUGGUAGAUGCUGCCAAAGCCUAUGAGGUCCAGAGAGCCUCAUUUUUUGCUGCUAGUGAUGAAAACCAUCGGCCCUUGAGUGCAGCAUCCAACAGUGACCAGCUCGAUGACCAGGCUCUGGCCCAGAUGAAAUCAUACAGCAGUAGUAAGGAUUCCUCUCCCACCCUGGCUUCUAAAGUGGACCAGUUGGAAGGUAUGCUGAAGAUGCUUCGCGAGGAUCUGAAGAAGGAAAAGGAGGACAAAGCCCACCUGCAGGCAGAAGUGCAGCACUUGCGGGAAGACAACCUGAGGCUGCAGGAGGAGUCCCAGAACGCCUCAGACAAGCUGAAGAAGUUCACGGAGUGGGUCUUCAACACCAUAGACAUGAGCUAGGGACGGCUGCGGGAGAGGAGGAGGGCGCAGGGCGUGCUCUCUGGGGGUUCCCUGAAGCCCCUCACUCACGCCUUUAGGAGCAUUCUCAGCACCUUCCCCAGCCUCCCACCCGCCCCCUUCAGGAGUGCACAACACAACAUUUGCAGAUCAACAAUCAUUAUCUGCCUUUUGUAGAAAAGAAAAAAAUAAGUAAAUAAAAAUUUUAAAAAGUAAAAUAAAAGUUUAACUGCUAAAAUGUGAAUGUCUUUAUUUUUUUGCACAAUAUCUUUAUCUGUUAUGUAUUUAAACAGAAACUGGGCCUAGGACCAGGGUGCCUCCUGGCCAUCUGCCUCUAUUCCCGUCAGCUUUCUUAUCUAUUUCAGGUAACCCAAGCUUUCCCUGUAAUCUAACAAGUGUCAUUGUUCCUAAGAAAGCCAAGUUUUUUUAACUCGUUUAUUUGGGGAGUGGGGAGGGGUGUUUCCUUAACUUCUUUCCUAAAAAUGCCUGGAGAGGGAGGAGCUUUGAGUAAAGGCCCCCCCUCCCUUGAAGGACUUGUAUGUGAGCUGGUGCUGUUUGUCCUUUUCAGAGACCAGCCAAAUUGGGGUCAUUUUAUACAGCAAGUCAGUAAACCAGAGAGGGACAUCAUCAGGCCUGCAGGGCCCACCCCUGUGAUCCUUCAUUGUGAUGUCACUUCCUGCUCUUUCUUUCCCAGGGAGAUGGUUUCAGGUGCACCAUUCUGCUAGGACUCUUUUUUGUUUGGCUUAAGUAAGUCCCACUAAAUUGGAAUUAACUCUCUAUAGUUCCCUGGCUCCAAACAUUCAUUGGUUUCCUAAUUCUGCCAACUAAAACCAUACUUGUAUGCAUUUUGGUCAAAAAUAUACAUAGUUUUUGUUUGAGAUUUUUAAAGCUAAAGAUGUAGAAAAAAAUUUUUAAGCUUGCUAAAAAUGACUAUAUUAAUAAAUCUUCCUCUCCAAAGCAAGACUUCACCAGUGUUUGUAAUUAGGAAAAGCUAACAGUGAAUGUUAAAUCAUGAAUUUUAAUCCUUGCUUGUUAGGAGCACCGACUGUAAUAGAAUGGGCUUUUGAAAUCUGCAUGUCCCAGUGUGAAAUCUAAGCACUGCAUUUUCUGCAUCUUUUUGUGGUCAUCCAGAGGAUUCUGCUGCAGAAAUUCCUAAUGUGCUUUUUUUCCUGUCUAGUGGUGCAGGCUGCUGUGAGCCCCUGGGCAGUCAGCGCUGCAGAACACAGACAGGCCAACCAGUGUUGACUGACCCAAGAACACCCCCUUGUUUCUUGCCUUCAUAAUUGCCACUAAACUGACCCCUUGCCUCUUUAGGGGUGACUCUGGCCUAAGGGGACAUUCAGCAGUCUAGUGGCAUAUGCUUGGAAGUUCCCUGCCCUGAGUGAUAUGAACUCAUUCCUUAUUCCAUCCCUGAAAGAAACAGGAUGGAUUCUCUUUCUCCCCGCCAUACCCACUACCAGAUUUUUAUGCUAUAGUUUCAUUCAUGAUUGUGGUUUCUCCAUGGGACUUUUUUUUUUUUUCCUGGUAACAUUUCUAUUAUGGAAAUAGGAAGAUUUCGGAGUGCUUUGUAAAGAUUUCAGUUGUCUCUUUCUCUCUUUAACUUGUAUAAAGGAGAUUGUACAUUGCCUGAUAUCUCUUUGUAAAUGAGAAAUAUUGCUAACAUCCAAGCAUUCUGAAGUCUUGCUUAUCCUUCUGAGUUUUGUUUUCAUUUUGUUUUCCAUUUCCUUUGGGGACUUGGGGCAAGCUAUUUAUUAGAGUUUUGCAAGAGUUCUUGUUUAAAGCCUCUAAAGACUACUUGUAAAAUUCAAACAAUAAAAUUCAUUUUAAACACUCUUUUAAAA
Molecule: messenger RNA, 8535 nt
Organism: Ictidomys tridecemlineatus (thirteen-lined ground squirrel)
Lineage: Eukaryota; Metazoa; Chordata; Mammalia; Rodentia; Sciuridae
Gene: Sipa1l1
Product: signal induced proliferation associated 1 like 1
Biological process (GO): regulation of small GTPase mediated signal transduction
Cellular component (GO): cytoplasm
Molecular function (GO): protein binding; GTPase activator activity
Source: RefSeq, a predicted model, not a curated record